AUGAACCAAUUAGAAGAUGAGAUUAUUGAAGCAUUAACGAAAUUUGUUCAAGAAGAUGGGAGUUUUGCCUUAUUACUAAGUUUCCCCAAUGGUUUAGUUAAGUUCCACUCCUCAGAUGACUUUAAAUCUUAUAUUGAUCUAUUCACUCAGGAUCAGACAGAUCCAGCAAACUCUCAAUCACCUGCUUCAUUAAACAAUAACGUUGAUACUCCUAAACAAGAAACACAAGAAAAAGGACUAAUUCCACUGGUUAGGGCUUUAGAAUCACCAACUUUUGAGCUACACUUAUCUUCCAAGAGAGAAGUCAUGAACCAUCUAAGAGCAUGUUUUCGUGAAAUGCAGCAAUUGGCUUGUAAGACAAUAGCAAAGGCCUGGAUCAAAGCCAUUGAGCCUAAGAAACAAACCAACUUUCCAUAUAAUAGAGGAAAUGAUUCAAGACCACCAUGGUGGCCUUCUCAUAUUCGUCAUUGUGAGCCUGAUCAUUUGGUUAAGAGUGAAAGAAUUGAUUUAUUGGUUGGUAUUGCACGUCAUGAAGAUACUGAUGUUAGAAAAUUAAGAGAUGCUACAAAUAGGGUUCCAAGUUUGGAUAAGCAUAGGUUGAAAGUUUUAGAUGAGGUUUAUUUAUUAGUUAAGACAGAAAAGGAGGAAGGGGAAGGAACUUUACUUGUUAGUGAUUUUGAGAAUGCGACAAGACUCUCAACAAAGAAAAGAAAACCAGUGAGAGCUGUCCCAUUUAGAAGAAGAUACGUAAAGAAAGUUGAGCUUGAAGAUGAUGAUUAUGACCAAGCUGAUGAAACUAAUGAUCAAGUUGAGGAACAAGAAAAGCAAGAAAGUCAAAUCGCAGAAGAUACCACACUUACAGAAGAUGAAGUUCCAGUAGAGGAGGAAGUUCAAAAAGAGAAUGAUAUAGCUGGUGUGUCUUCAGUGACUGAUCCACCACCUAGCAGAAUCUUUGAUGCUCCACCAAGUGCGUUUGAGAAUCCAGGAGCGUCAAGCUCGCUUCCAGAUGAAGCAUCAACUACACCUCCACCUCCAAAGAGAUAUACAUUCAGAGAUUUUGUCAAGACUACACCAAUAGGAACAACAACUACAGAAGAUGGUCGUGUUUUUCCAAAUGCUUUCAAUUUACAAAUGUUUUCAGCAAGUAGAGUUGAUCCUGAAGUCUUGGAACAAUCUUCAAGAUAUCCUGCUUAUGCGCAAUCUCCUCAGCAAGAUGAAGAUGAAUUCGAACAAGAUGACCAUAUAUGGUGCUAA
Hansenula anomala is the source of this 1254-nucleotide messenger RNA. RefSeq lists its product as uncharacterized. Gene Ontology annotation, cellular component: nucleus. The record is from RefSeq and is a predicted model, not a curated record. Gene Ontology annotation, molecular function: DNA-binding transcription factor activity. The transcript is spliced from 2 exons. Bases 1 to 1254 code for a protein of 417 amino acids. NCBI's taxonomy places the organism in Eukaryota, Fungi, Ascomycota, Saccharomycetes, Phaffomycetales, Wickerhamomycetaceae.